This is a messenger RNA of Tyto alba (common barn owl), 3118 nucleotides long. It is a transcript of the gene CDKL1, whose product is annotated as cyclin dependent kinase like 1. Gene Ontology annotation, molecular function: cyclin-dependent protein serine/threonine kinase activity; ATP binding. The transcript is spliced from 9 exons. Gene Ontology annotation, biological process: protein phosphorylation. Gene Ontology annotation, cellular component: nucleus. The record is from RefSeq and is a predicted model, not a curated record. NCBI's taxonomy places the organism in Eukaryota, Metazoa, Chordata, Aves, Strigiformes, Tytonidae. The coding region runs from base 135 to 1193 and encodes 352 amino acids.
CCCGCCCCGGCCCCGCCGGAGCUGCGGCGAGGCGGCUGCCCGCGCCGCGGGGGUAACGGGGGGAGCGGGGCCGCUGCUGCGGCGUUCGGAGGCGGGGGGAGCUGCGGCGGAGCGGGCCCCCCGGCCCCGGCGCCAUGGAGCGGUACGAGAAGCUGGGGAAGGUCGGGGAGGGCUCCUACGGCGUCGUCUUCAGGUGCCGCAACAAGGACACCGGCCAGAUCGUGGCCAUUAAGAAGUUCCUGGAGUCCGAGGAGGACCCGGUGAUCAGGAAGAUCGCCCUGCGGGAGAUCCGCAUGCUGAAGCAACUGAAACACCCCAACCUGGUGAACCUGCUGGAAGUGUUCAGGAGGAAGCGGAGGCUGCAUCUGGUCUUUGAAUACUGUGACCACACAGUUCUCCAUGAGCUGGACAAGCACCCCCAAGGAGUGCCGGAGCAUCUAGUGAAGAGCAUAACAUGGCAGACCCUCCAAGCUGUGAACUUCUGCCAUAAACACAAUUGCAUCCACCGAGAUGUAAAGCCAGAAAACAUCCUGAUAACAAAGCACUCGGUCAUCAAACUUUGUGACUUCGGAUUUGCUCGCAUACUGACUGGUCCGAGUGAUUAUUACACAGACUAUGUGGCUACCAGGUGGUACCGCUCUCCGGAGCUGCUUGUGGGAGACACCCAGUACGGCCCUCCCGUGGACGUGUGGGCCAUAGGCUGCGUCUUUGCAGAGCUGCUCUCCGGGGCCCCUCUGUGGCCGGGCAAGUCUGAUGUUGACCAGCUGUACCUCAUCCGGAGAACCCUGGGGGAUCUCAUUCCCAGGCACCAGCAGGUGUUCAGCACCAACCAGUUCUUCAGCGGAGUAAGAAUUCCAGACCCAGAGAGCAUGGAGCCGUUAGAGAUGAAAUUCCCUCAUAUUUCAUACUCUGCUUUAGCUCUCAUGAAGGGCUGCCUUCGCCUGGACCCUGCAGAGAGGCAGACCUGUGAGCAGCUGCUGCAGCAUCCCUAUUUUGACAGCAUUAGGGAGGCAACAGAUCUGGGGAAAGAACAUGGAAAAACGGCUCAGAAACCAGCCAGGCUGGCUCGGAAGCACGUGCCAGGGUUACAGUACCUGCCUCAGUUAACCAGCAGUAACGUUCGGCCGGCUUUGGAGAGCAAGAAGUACUGCUGCAAAACAAGGAAAUCAAACUACCACUUCCCCAACAUCUAACCAGAUGGCAGAUUAAAAUUUAAAUUUACUGUUCAAAGUUCAAGUCAUUCAGAAUUUAUAAAAGGAGGCUACAUGGUGGAAAACUAAAUACAUCUUGUGACGUAUACAAAAGUGGUCUGUAAAGUAACGUACUCUGGGUCGGGAAGGGAAGUGAUGCACAGAGGGAACUCCGAGCUCGUGUUAGUCAGUGUUCUGUGUACAAAGGAAAAUACAUUUAUUUUGCUUUAAUUUGUGAUUGUCUACUGGUUCGUGAUUGUGUACUGGUUCAGGAUUACCACAACCCUGUGUUUACAGCGUGAAUUUAAAAACUCUGGCCGAUCUCCCACCCGCAUUUCAGACUUGGCAGAACGACUGCAGCCUUGCCAAAUAAUUCGGGGUCCCGCUGUGUCAAACAGCAGAGGCGCUUUAGGCUGGGGCUGUCACGGAUCCCGCGAGGAACAGCGGGCGCGGACACGGGGCUCUGCGGGGCGGUAGAUACGAGUCUCACCUACUGCAUUUACAGAUCACAAAGUAUUAGAAGUACUGGUAGUGACUUAAACUUAACGGAAGGCUCCGCUGGCACUGUUACCAGCAGAACAUUUUAAUAAUAAACCCGGUUGUUUCUUUGGGCUUUUCAGAGGUUCAUCUGCCUGUUGCUUCCUUGCAUUAGGAGGUGGGGUUUUUUUCUUGCAGUUUCUGUCGAUAGUGAAGUCACUUGCCUGUAGCGUUACAGAAAUUGUUUUUAUCAAAAAGAAUUCAUUAAUAUAAUUUAUAACAUUGGCCAGACACAGGCAGGAAUUCUACCUAAGUAUAUGUAUUAGAAUGAUUCUUGAGUUUUGUGGAAUCUCAGGAUGUAAUAUUGUGUUGAUUUUGAAUAAAAGAAACGUAGCUUGUUUUUCCAAUUUACUGGGUGUGUUUUACUGUAUAGUUUUACUACUGGGCAAGCAACAUCCCCUUUCGACUUGAAAACUAGAGCACAAACCUUUUUUUUUUUUUUUUCCAGGAGCGUUCAGUGUUCUACAAGAGUUAAAGCAAUUUCAAUGGGACAUACGCCAUAUCCUCACAGAGCGUGCCUGUCUACCUUUUAUUUCAUAUUAUAACUGAUUUUUCAUCUCAAACACCGUGUCCGUAGGUGGUUUGGGUUACGCUCAGGAAGCUCUGUGUUUCCUGUUGGGCCACUCGGGCCCCUAACGCUGCGCACGCAGCGCCUGCGACGCGGGGGGUGGCCGGGCAGCCAGCUCCUGGGCACGGCCUCCGGGGAAUGUCACUUCUCUGCAGCGUCCCCAGGAGGCACCAAGAAGAAUCAGCCCCGUGCCACAGCCACGUUAUCGCUCCCGGCGCCCGGCCUCGCUCCCUUCAGAGGACGAGAGACGAGACUGUUACGCAGCGGUAGCCGUGUCCAAGACAUUACUCUGAAACCUGCUUUCCCGGGGUCGCUGCCUACCGCCUUUCUCGCCCCUGCCAGCCAAGCCUGGAAUUUCACUAAAAAUGCUGUAUUCUUCCUCAGGAUGAGUCAUUCUCUAAUUUCACAGGAGCGAUAUGGAUGCAGCUAGAGGAACACAGAACUGAUUCAGCCCGUCAGCAUGCAGCAAAAACAUGUGCAAGGGCCUAAGAGACCUGCUCCUGCUCAAACACAGCAGCGCUCAGCUCGGUGUUUACCAGGCCAGGCUGCCUCUCUGGGGUCGGCUCCGUUCCAAACAAGCGAAGGCCACGUCAAGAACAGAAAAAAGGCCCACAAACUGUUUUAUUCAAUCAGGACCCACUGACUGGGCGAGAUUCUUGGGGAGUAAGCAGCUCUCACCAACAACCUGCAAUGCAAGCGUACAGCACCACCGCUUCGCUCACCGCCGUUCCGCCCACUGUCGUUUUGCACAAUUUCUGUGCCGUAAAAUAUCUGAAAACUUCUAACUGAUGUAUUAACAGCUUCCAAAAAAACACAACAAAAA